CGUGCGUGCGAGCGCACAGGCUGCUGGGAUGCCGCCUCUUCCCUCUCGACCUCCCAGUUUCCCGGCGUGCUUCGGGCCCGCCAAAUGGGAGGGGGAGACGCAAGAUGGCGGCAGCCGCGAACUCCGGCUCUAGCCUCCCGCUGUUCGACUGCCCGACCUGGGCAGGUAAACCCCCACCUGGCUUACAUCUGGAUGUAGUGAAAGGAGACAAGCUAAUCGAGAAACUGAUCAUUGAUGAGAAGAAGUACUACUUAUUUGGGAGAAACCCUGAUUUGUGUGACUUUACCAUCGACCAUCAGUCUUGCUCUCGAGUCCAUGCGGCACUGGUUUACCACAAGCAUCUGAAGAGAGUUUUUUUGAUAGAUCUCAACAGCACUCAUGGCACUUUCUUGGGUCACAUUCGGUUGGAACCUCACAAGCCUCAACAGAUUCCCAUCGAUUCUACGGUCUCGUUUGGUGCAUCCACAAGGGCAUACACUCUUAGAGAGAAGCCGCAGACAUUGCCAUCAGCUGUGAAAGGAGAUGAGAAGAUGGGUGGAGAGGAUGAUGAACUCAAGGGCUUGCUGGGACUUCCCGAAGAGGAAACCGAGCUUGAUAACCUGACAGAGUUCAACACUGCCCACAACAAACGCAUUUCAACCCUCACUAUUGAGGAGGGGAAUCUGGACAUUCAGAGACCAAAGAGGAAGAGGAAGAAUUCACGGGUGACUUUCAGUGAGGAUGAUGAGAUCAUCAACCCGGAGGACGUGGAUCCCUCUGUCGGUCGCUUCCGGAACAUGGUGCAGACUGCAGUGGUUCCAGUCAAGAAGAAGCGGAUGGAGGGCUCUGGCUCUCUGGGCCUGGAGGAGACAGGGAACAGGCGUAUGCAGAACUUUGCCUUCAGCGGAGGACUCUACGGGGGCCUGCCCCCCACACAUAAUGAGACAGGCUCCCAACCGCAUGGCAUCCAUGGGACAGCGCUCAUCGGUGGCUUGCCCAUGCCAUACCCGAACCUCGCCCCUGACGUGGACUUGACUCCUGUUGUGCCAUCAGCAGUGACCAUAAACCCCACACCAAACCCUGCAGUCUAUAACCCUGAAGCUGUAAAUGAACCCAAGAAGAAGAAGUACGCAAAGGAGGCUUGGCCGGGCAAGAAGCCCACACCUUCCUUACUGAUUUGAUAUUUGGGCUGUGGAGAGGGUGGGGAUGGGUGGGACUGGGUGGAGGGUUACAAAAGGAGCUAAUGAACUAGGGAGAAACUUCCAUGUGUGCGGUAUCGUCUUUCAGAAAGUCUCCUGGGGGCCUGACCAUGUUCUAUUGAGACUAGGGGUGGGGCUAAAGUACCGGUUAGAGACCCAAGUCAGAACACUUGAAGUGUGGCGAGAGGCUUCCCAGGCCCUUCUGAGCAGACUGCCCUGGCGCCCUACGUGUGCCGCCACCUCCUAGGACUGUUUCUAUGUGAAGUCCCACACAGGUGGAAUCCAGAGCCAUGGAGGAGGUGGUAGCCUCAUUUAAAUUCAUUUCCCUUGUGAGUCCCAGGUAGCAAAAUGGUCACCAUGGAUCCCGGGUUGGUUGGCAUUCAUUUUAACCAAGGCCUGCACAAGUGUUUUUGGGGUCCAGGAGUUAGGCCUUUCUCCUCUGUCUUUCUGCUGGAGUGAGACCAUGUUGAGUUCCCAUUGUCUGUGGCCAGAGUCACAGACACAGGUUUAUGGGUUGUGUGGUAUUGUUGGACUUGGCCUGUUUUCCUUGUCCAUACUGAACACUCCACUUGCUGAGUUCUCAUUUAGUUCCGGUGCUGCCCUCCCUAUGGUGCCACCUUUUGUGCGUGCCAUGAGGCAGUUUCUAAGACUGACCAGUUAGGGUGACUCUCGUUGACCAGGGACCAGUCAGGGGGGCAUGCCCAGCUGUUGGUUUGGAGGCUCCCUCAACCCCCCACUCACCCACCCCCAGUGGAGAGUUCAGGUUAUUCAGAGCUCCAGGCUAGACCUGGCUAACAGGAGACGAGGUAGAAACCAUUAUAUGAGCUUUGUACAGAUUUGUACAUUUGUGUAAUAGGCCUUUUCUGCUUUAAGUGUAGCUUUUUACCUGUAACCUUUACUACAUUGUAAAUUAAAUGUACCUUUUGUCA
This is a messenger RNA of Phodopus roborovskii (desert hamster), 2107 nucleotides long. It is a transcript of the gene Ppp1r8, whose product is annotated as protein phosphatase 1 regulatory subunit 8. The coding region runs from base 105 to 1160 and encodes 351 amino acids. Lineage: Eukaryota; Metazoa; Chordata; Mammalia; Rodentia; Cricetidae. Gene Ontology annotation, cellular component: nuclear speck. The transcript is spliced from 7 exons. The record is from RefSeq and is a predicted model, not a curated record. Gene Ontology annotation, molecular function: protein binding; mRNA binding; protein serine/threonine phosphatase inhibitor activity.